Saccoglossus kowalevskii is the source of this 1058-nucleotide messenger RNA. RefSeq lists its product as uncharacterized. Lineage: Eukaryota; Metazoa; Hemichordata; Enteropneusta; Harrimaniidae. The record is from RefSeq and is a predicted model, not a curated record.
UGUGAAAACCACGUUUUCAAUUUUAUUCAUUCAUUGUUUCAUUCAUUCAUUACAGUGCAAGCAACAAACAAAAGUUAUCUUUUUUUUAUAACAGGUUUUCCCGCAUGCAUCUCCAUUCAAUUACAGUCGGGAGACUAUCACAGCACAUUUUCAUUCACCAGUGGUUAGCUUACCAGAUGUGCAGACCAGCCCAAACAAACGUCGUGUUGCUGUAAAAGCUAAAGUCAAAGAAAUCAAAGAUAUGGUUGUAGGACCACACUACAAAAGAAGCUUGGUAGUUCUAACAGAUGGGUUUGAUAGAACAGUAGAAAUGAAGUUGUGGGGCAAACAUGCCGAAAGUUGUACCCUCACUGCCAAUGAGGUUGUUUUAGCCAAACCACUAGAAGUCAGUUUGUUUAACAAGAACAAGCCAAGUCUGGAUACCACUCAAGAUACCUCUAUAGAGAUAGAAGACAUGAAUCAAGAUGAAAACCCAAAACCCGAAAAUGUUAAAGUCAUUGCAUUUACUGACAAUGAAAUACUUACUGAAGAUGGCUGUGCAUUGAAAAAUGAUUUGCCGUUCUCGGUGAAACUGACCAUCACUGGAAAUGCAAUUACCGAAGUUCAUGAAGAUUAAGAAGCACUGUAAGUUUAACUUUUGGUAAAAAAGUUGUUAUUGUUUAUUUCGUAAUAAUUUUGAGACCUUGCAAAGAAAACACACCAUUGGACACUAAAAAUCUAAUGAGCCACAACAAAAAAUGUUCAUAUUUAAGUUACUAGUGAGUUGGUUUAUUAAUCGUUUCUGCAUAGUUGUUUACCAAACAAAUGUAAUGUUUUAUUUUUCGUUAGUUUUCACAGGGAAGCCAUAGAACUGUUAUUACAAACCUUAUUGGUCCCUUGAAGAGCUGCAACAAAAAUGGCAGAUCAAAUUUUUUUGGCGAUGUUUUUGAUCUGAAUAUUACAAGUAAAUAAAACUUGUUACAUUGUUGUAUUCUGAACAUAAGUAAAUAACUGUUGCUACAUUGUUCUAUUUCCGAACAUUACAAGUAAAUAACACUUGUUACAUUGCAUUUCCGAAC